GGCUCGCCAUGGAGCAGGAGGAGCACGCCGGCCCGCAGGCUGGCGUCUGCCUGGGCACCGCCCUGCGGUCCUGGUGGCUGCUGGUGAUGGAGCAGCGGCCGCAGUCUACCAUGCUGACGGGGAUGGCGAUCGGAGCCCUCCUGGCCCUGGCCCUUGUGGGCAUCGCCGUCCUUCUUGUGCGCAGGAGGCUUAACCGGCAACGACAGGUGCAGCCCGCCCCCCAGUACCGGUUCCGGAAGAGAGACAAAGUGAUGUUCUACGGCCGGAAGAUCAUGAGGAAGGUGACCACGCUCCCCCACACGCUGGUGGGCAGCACGGCCGCCCCCCGGCAGCGGGUGAGGAAGAGGACCAAGGUGCUGUCCUUGGCCAAGAGGAUCCUGCGUUUCAAGAAGGAGUACCCGACCCUGCAGCCCAAGGAGCCGCCGCCCUCCCUGCUAGAGGCCGACCUCACGGAGUUCGACGUGAAGAACUCGCAUCUGCCCCUGGAGGUCCUGUACAUGCUGAAGAACGUCCGCUGCAAGCACAUGGUCUUCAUGCAGCUGCUGGAAGGGGAGCACGUGUUCCGGCCAGGGGAGCCGGACACCAGCAUCUACGUGGUGCAGGACGGGCGGCUGGAGGUCUGCAUCCAGGACGCGGUGAGAGCCCGGGCGCGAGGGCGGGGCCUCGGGGUGCUCGAGGGCGGGGGAGGGCGCCUGCUGUGUGUUUCCUGGAGCGCCGCCGCCCCGUCCACCGUGCUCAGGCUCCCCGCCGUGGCCUUCCAGGGCGUGUUUGAGAAGUACCCGGAGACCCUGGUCAGGGUGGUGCAGAUCAUCAUGGUGCGGCUGCAGCGGGUCACCUUCCUGGCUCUGCACAACUACCUGGGCCUGACCACGGAGCUCUUCAACCCCGAGAGCCAGGCCAUCCCCCUGGUGUCUGUAGCCAGCGUGGCUGCUGGAAAGGCCAAGAGGCAGAUGAGCUGUGGCCCCGAGGAGCGGCCCCUGCGGCCCCAGGAGUCCUGCGACCCAGGUACUAGCCCGGGACAGACUCCACCUGGUCCUGGCCUCCUCCCCCCACUGGCCCUCGGUCACCACUGUCUCCCUGUCUCUGCUGGGGUCUGGCCCGGGGAGAAGGUGUUGAGGGGUAGGCUCUGCGCUCUGAGCCCCAACCAUGGUCAUCCGAGAUCUCAGGAGGGGCUGAGAUUUGGGGAGAGAAACGGACCGUGGAGGCUCCUCGGCCAGGGGUCCCCUCCAGGCGACGCACUGGACUUGAUAGACAGGUGGCUGACGGUGCGUGCGGUGCAGUGCAGCCUGUUGCUGGGGUCCCUCCUGCGGGCGUCCAAGAAGAGCGUGCUGGUGGCAGAGACGCCCUCCGCCGUCUUCCACUACUCGGACUGCGACCUGGACGAGACCGUCGCCAGCACCAGGACGGACGCCAUCUUCCGUGACCCUUCGCUGUUGGACGGCCGCGUGACGUUCCUGCACGUCCCGGGGGGCACGGUGGUGUCCAAGCAGGGAGACCAGGACGUGAACGUGGUCUUCGUGGUCUCGGGGCUGCUGCACGUGUACCAGCGGAAGAUCGACAGCGAGGAGGACAGCUGCCUGUUCGUGACGCGGCCCGGGGAGAUGGUGGGCCAGCUGGCCGUGCUCACGGGAGAGCCCCUCAUCUUCACCAUCAGGGCCAACAGGGACUGCAGCUUCCUGUCCAUCUCCAAGGCGCACUUCUACGAACUUAAGCACCAAAUCCCGUCUCCCCAGCCUCGCUCCUGCAUCCGGCUCGAGUGCCGGCGGGUGCUGGGCGUCUCCUGGCGGUGCAGGGGCUUCCACGCGGCCUCGGCAGAGCCCAGGUCCCCAGCUUGCUCAGCUCCUGCUUUUGUGAUUGUCGCUCCAUCCGCCCACGAAGGCUCUUUCCUUUGCUGUGUGGGGUGCGCGGGCUCCUGGCCAGUGCCCUGCCCACUCCCAGCGCCCCGUCCCUGCAGGCAGGGGGACAAGUCAGACUGCACCUACAUCGUGCUCAGCGGCCGGCUGCGCUCUGUGAUCCGCAAGGACGACCUCAAGAAGCGCCUGGCGGGGGAGUAUGGCCGCGGAGACCUCAUCGGUGUGGUGGAGACCCUCACCCGCCAGCCCCGAGCGACCACAGUGCACGCGGUCCGGGACUCGGAGCUCGCCAAGCUGCCGGCAGGAGCCCUGACGUCCAUCAAGCGCAGGUACCCUCAGGUUGUGACCCGGCUGAUCCACCUGCUGGGGGAGAAGAUCCUGGGCAGCCUGCAGCAGGGGCCUGCUACCAGUCACCAGUUCGGGCUGCACUCCACCGGCAGCAAGUGGGACUCGGGGAACCCGGCCAGCAACCUGUCCACGGUGGCCAUCAUGCCCGUGUCGGAGGACGUGCCCCUCACCGCCUUCGCCCUGGAGCUCAAGCAUGCCCUGAGCGCCAUCCCAGGCCCCGUCCUGCUGCUGACCAGUGACAACAUCAAACAGCGCCUGGGCUCUGCCGCCCUGGACAGCAUCCACGAGUACCGGCUGUCCAGCUGGCUGGGGCAGCAGGAGGACAUCCACCGGAUCGUGCUCUACCAGGCAGACAGCUCGCUCACGCCCUGGACCCAGCGCUGCAUCCGGCAGGCCGACUGCAUCCUCAUCGUGGGCCUGGGCGAGCAGGAGCCCAGCGUGGGCGAGCUGGAGCGGAUGCUGGAGAGCACGGCCGUGCGCGCCCAGAAGCAGCUGGUGCUGCUGCACCGGGAGGAGGGCCCGGCGCCCGCCCGCACCGUCGAGUGGCUCAACAUGCGACAGGCCGACGGGCAGAGCCGAGGCGAGGAGCCCCGCUCUCCGCCUCUGCAGGUGGAGAUGUACGAGCGGCUCUUCCAGCGGCCCCCGGACCGGCACUCGGACUUCUCCCGCCUGGCGCGGGUGCUGACUGGAAACGCCAUCGCCCUGGUGCUGGGAGGAGGCGGGGCAAGAGGCUGCGCCCAGGUAGGCAUCAUCCGAGCGCUGGCGGAGUGCGGCAUCCCCGUGGACAUGGUUGGGGGGACGUCCAUCGGGGCCUUCAUGGGCGCCCUGUACGCCGAGGAGAGGAGCUACAGCCAGAUUCGCAUCCGGGCCAAGCAGUGGACUGAGGUAGGGCCGCUCCCUGGAGCCAGCUCGUCCCGUGACCACCCGUGGGGCAGCAGGGAGCACGGGUGCGGCCACCUCAUGUGGGGGCUGGCUGUGUUGGUUCCCGGUGUCAGUCCGCCCAGGGACCUGUGGAUCCCCUACUUCACCAUCACCACGGACAUCUCAGCCUCUGCCAUGCGGGUCCACACAGACGGUGAGCGCCUGCUCCCCGAGGGGGUCCCACAGAGAGGACCUUCCGCACACGGACGACAGGGUGGUGGGAAUGACCAGGAGCCCAGAGUGGGUGGCCUGUGGGCGGCACGGAGGCCUCCGGGCAGCAUGUCUGGAGUUGCUAACGCUCAACCAGUGAGCCACACUGGCCAGGCUCUGGCUACUUCUUUCCCAGCUCCCUGCCCUACUGAGAGCAGGAGGUGGGCCCCACACCCAGGCCCAGCGACCCCUGUGAGCAGGAGAUGGGCCCCACAUUCAGGCCCAGGGCCCCCGUUGCAGGAGGUGGGGUACCAGCACGGCCGGACGGUGUUUGACAUUUGGAGGCGCAGUGGGGUGCUGGAGAAGAUGCUGCAGGACCGGCAGGGCACGAGCAAGAUGAAGGCCUUCAACGUCCUCACCUGCCCCAACGCCUCCUUCACGGACCUCGCUGAGAUCGUGUCGCGCAUCGAGCCCGCCAAAGUGGCCGUCGUGGAUGACGAGUCUGACUACCUCACCGAGUGCGAGGAGGGCUCGCCCGAUGGCCCCCAGGAGGCCUACGCGGACUUCCAGAGCUCCCCGGCCGACGGAGGCUCCGACUCGGAGGAGGAGCCCUCGCUGCAUCACCAGCACCCCAGUGUGGCUUCCCCCAAACCCUCCGCGGAUGCCGAUGCCGCGCCCCCCUGGUUCUCUGGCCAGGACGGGCAGAGGCCUCCCUCCGACGCUCCCUGAAGCCAGCGCCUCCGUGACCUGUCCUGGAGCCCGCGGCUCCCGGGGCAGGAGACCUGGCUGGGCCCGGGCUGUGCUGGGUGUCAGGCCUCUACACUGGCUGCUCCUGGGUGCGCUUGGUCCUGGUGCCUCCUGCACACACCGCAGCCCUCUGGGUGCAAGCCCCGCCCCCCAGAGGUGUUGGAGCCUCUGAGCCCUGAUGCUUCUGCUUAGGCGUGAAUAAAGGAGAUCUGAUCGUG
Molecule: messenger RNA, 4237 nt
Organism: Myotis davidii
Lineage: Eukaryota; Metazoa; Chordata; Mammalia; Chiroptera; Vespertilionidae
Gene: PNPLA7
Product: patatin like phospholipase domain containing 7
Exons: 29
Coding region: 9-4001 (1330 amino acids)
Biological process (GO): lipid metabolic process
Cellular component (GO): endoplasmic reticulum
Molecular function (GO): phosphatidylcholine lysophospholipase A1 activity
Source: RefSeq, a predicted model, not a curated record